AUGCAAAGUUUAUGGUUCCGCGCUGCGCAGACCAGAUCAUCAUGUCGUUGUAACGCCUGUGUGAAAAUUGGUUCAACCAUAGCUCGUCAAACAACAAAUGCAAUUGGCAAACGUCGAAGGGUUAGCAUAGGGGAUAUAUUUACAGCAUGUUACUCAACCAUACUCGCAACUGCUGCAGUCGCAGACUCGAAUCGGAAAGCUCAUCGAAGGGAGCAAUGGGAUCAACUUAUUGCAGAAGCGAAGGUUGGACUUCCUACCGAUAAAGUGGAGGAAAAGCAAGAUUGUCCGGUAAAAGGAAGCGCAAAUGAAAUCGAGAAUCAAAUAUCAGGGACACCAGAAUUAUCGAAGAUGCCGGGAUUUUUAGGGAAUAAAUUUUCUUUCCCAAGAACUGGAAUCAAUGCUACAAAGGCUGGGUCUACAGGACUUAUGACGUGGGAUGGAGCCAGCUGGACGGCGGCCUCUUCAAUAAGUCGAUUGGGGACACAACUCAAUAUUGCAUCCUCAAAUAUUACAAAAAAUGUUGAGUCAAUUGCACCAGAUACUUCGCAGGAUCCCGUCCCCUCACCUACCAUACCCUCAGUCAAGCCAGCCACUCCCGAAAAUAUAGUCUUAGAGCGGUUCGGCGAAUAUAUCCCCCCGAAUUCUAUGCUUCAACCUCGAGAAGUAAAAACUCGGAAGCAUUUAGAUGGGGUAGAAACUUCCAUUGCAAAAUUGGUUCACCAAUUGAUGUGGACUACUAAGCUUUCACCUAUAGCAGCGGAUUUUCAUUCAGCGUCGUCUAACAUUUUUCUCCAGACAGAGAGAAUGAUAGAGCGGGUUGAGGAAUUGCAAAGGAGUGACAUCACCAUGCCGACAUACCAAAUGGAUGCUGAAGUUGGCGAAGAAAGAUCCCAACUUCAUGAUGCACUGAUGGCCCUCUUCAAGAAAACGUCCCCGGGUCAGAAUAAUCUCAACCUAAUUCUGGCAAAGAUCUGUUACAACCUUCUCAUAAGCUCAGUGUCGCCAAACAUUUUUACGUAUAAUUUUUUAAUCGAAAAAUUAACAGAGUUGAUGCUUCAUGACCACGCUCAGAUAAUUGUUGAUUCAUUUCUCUACGACACGAAAUUCAAGCCUACUCCAAGGACCAUUCAGGUUAUACUGAAUCAUUAUGCGGUUAAGAAUGACCUAGAAGGCUACCGAAGCAUUAUCAGGCGCAUGAGGGCAGUAGACGGGAGUAUGAGAGUCGCACGCAGACAUCCGAACCAACUAUUUGAGCAUCCAAAAUAUUUAGCUUGGGCGGAGAAACAUGCCCAGAGAUUGAUUUCGAGAGAUGGUUGGCUUCUGCGAAAAGUACCACGGGACGAAUCCAUUUUCGAUGCACUUAUCAAGACCAGCUCCCAUAUCACCACCGCUAGGCAAGCUGUCAUGUACAUUCGCGCAUCCUUGCGUCAAAACAUUAAAAUUCGGCCGGAAUCACUUUGUGAAGCUGUGAGGAGUUGUGUAGCCCAGGUAGAUCAUGCUGCUGGAGAAUCGCUUUUGAAGUCAAUAUUAGAGUCUUGGGCUGAAAAUAUAGAAAAGCCUGAUCUCAUUGCGCUCACUAAGAGUACACGCUGGGCCAUGAGAGAACUCUUAUAUCUUUGCGGAAUUGACCCGUCACGGGAUCUACCACAAAAUUUACCAGUAGAUGUUCCUCGGUGGAAUUUAGGAAGGCUUCUGUUCUACUUGAACCUUGGUCCGAUACGCGAUUCUGUUGACCGACUUGUUGCUCGUAUAAAUUCCCUACAAGAUAUUCUCCAUAUAUCUUCCAAAAGAUCGAAAUACAAUAUUAUUCAUACCUGGCACCGCGAAUACUCCGAAUUUGGAGAUACACAGGUCCGAGAUUAUAUUCCGAAAAAACAGGAAACUCGGAAUCAAUCAUCUCAGUCUAGUAUUGACCGAUGCCUGGAAAUUUUCGAUAACUUUGAAACGACGGAGAAAACACGAGCAAAGAAAGCUAGGCAAACAGCCCGCCAGGCCAGAAGAGUAAUGUUGCAAAGCUUGGAAGCCAAAGUUGCCUUGUCAAACGCAAACAUUUUUUCGACUGAGAUGUGUCUGGUUUCAUUGCAUUAUGAUCGACUCCCUAGAGACUGGAAGUAUACAUAUCAUCUCAGAUUAAAGCAAUCUCCGUAUAUGUCUUACGGACACAGGAUCGCUGUUCUUGAGGGUUUAAAACGGCUGCAAAAACUGCAUAUAAUUGGCUACCAGAUAAACCUGAGUGUACGGCACAUCGUCCUUUUGCAAAGGGAGAUCUACUACAUAGAGAAGGAAAGAGAGCAGCGCAUAAUUGAUCUUGCCGCCAAGGUCAAUGUGAGUGCAAAGCAAAUUAAACGUCUCGUGUUCCGCCUUCAUCUCGUGAAACAGAGAAUUAAACUUAACUCACAAUCUCUUCGCUUAAGCGGUCUCCGAGAGAUGAAUGUACUCGAAGAUGUGAUCAAUAGGAGCAAACGUCAUAUCAAACUUUUGGAACAGGAACUCCAGCUUGACUUUCCUCAUGUGAAUCCAGAGAGAAAGAUGAGAAAACUGAACUCAAUCUUGUACAAAGUCAACCAGAGGAAACACCACAUCAAACUUUUGGCUGAGGAGAUUUAUUUAUCCUAUCCUCCUCUUGUGGCCAGGAAGACCUACACCAUUGACUCAAACUCUGGCUGGAAGGUACUUAGGAGUGCCCACAGGGACCUUACCUUCCAAUAUGACCCACCAGUAGAUAAGCUCUUGCCGGCCGAAGAACAAGAGUACGAGGUGAUCCAAGAGGAUGUCAUAGAACGUACUAUUCGUUUCAAGCAACGACAAGAGAAUUUAUCAAACGAGGAAAGGGUAUCACCUGUAUCAUUUGAUUCGUCGGUUUAA
Messenger RNA from Sclerotinia sclerotiorum 1980 UF-70, 2865 nucleotides. RefSeq lists its product as hypothetical. The transcript has a single exon. The coding region runs from base 1 to 2865 and encodes 954 amino acids. The record is from RefSeq and is a predicted model, not a curated record. Lineage: Eukaryota; Fungi; Ascomycota; Leotiomycetes; Helotiales; Sclerotiniaceae.